AUGUUCUCCUCCAGACAGAGCUCCAGCUCGCGCUGCCUGGCGCCGUGCGCCGUGUCCUGCCCCGAGCCGCUGGCCUGCGCCUGGAGCCAGCCCUGUGUCACCUCCUGCGGGGACUCGCGGGCUGUCAUCCACCCCCCGCCCGUGGUGGUCACCUUCCCGGGGCCCAUCCUCAGCUCCUGCCCGCAGGAGAGCGUCGUGGGAUCCGCGUUCCCCUCGGGAAUGGGAGCCCAGUGCCCCGUGGGGCUGCAGGGCUCCGCCGUCUAUGGGGGCUUCUUCUCCUCCUCCAGGAACGUCUGGAGCCGGCGCUCCGGGGGCUGCGGGCCCUGCUGA
Molecule: messenger RNA, 330 nt
Organism: Hirundo rustica (Barn swallow)
Lineage: Eukaryota; Metazoa; Chordata; Aves; Passeriformes; Hirundinidae
Product: beta-keratin-related protein-like
Exons: 1
Coding region: 1-330 (109 amino acids)
Cellular component (GO): intermediate filament
Molecular function (GO): structural constituent of cytoskeleton
Source: RefSeq, a predicted model, not a curated record